Myripristis murdjan (pinecone soldierfish) is the source of this 2501-nucleotide messenger RNA. It is a transcript of the gene tmem47, whose product is annotated as transmembrane protein 47. Gene Ontology annotation, biological process: cell-cell adhesion. Gene Ontology annotation, cellular component: membrane; cell-cell junction. The record is from RefSeq and is a predicted model, not a curated record. The coding region runs from base 212 to 757 and encodes 181 amino acids. Lineage: Eukaryota; Metazoa; Chordata; Actinopteri; Holocentriformes; Holocentridae. The transcript has 3 exons.
CCCAGCAGCAGAGCGCUGGGUUUACGGCAGCGGCAACAGCGUCCUCUGGUCCCCGGACGCGGACAGAGCGGCUCCCCAUCCUGCGGCCCACAGCACGGGGAGGGGGCACAACCCAACCCGAACCUAUUGUGGACUUGAGAAACGGCACAAAUUCACCCGCCGCCCGCCAUACACUCACUUUUUCUUCCGACUGAGACACUUUGAACGGGCCAUGGCUUCAUCCGUGAGCGGCACAGAGGAGGUGCGGGUGUCGGCGCUGACGCCCCUGAAGUUGGUGGGUCUGGUGUGCGUGUUUCUCGCCUUGUGCCUGGACGUCGGGGCCGUGCUGAGCCCGGCCUGGGUCACGGCGGACGACCAAUACUACCUGUCCCUGUGGUGGUCCUGCUGGAAGCCCGUCAGCUCCGUGGACUGGUCCUGCAGCAGCACGCUGGCGACCGACUGGCAGAUUGCCACGCUGGCCCUGUUGCUGGGGGGGGCGGCCCUCAUCCUGAUCUCUUUCCUGGUGGCGCUGGUCUCCCUGUGCGUCGGCUCCAGGAGUCGCUGCUACAAGCCCGUGGCUAUCAUGCUGUUCGCUGCAGUGGUGCUUCAGGCCUGCAGCUUGGUCCUCUUCCCCAUCAAGUUCAUAGAGACUAUCAGCCUGAGGGUGUACCAUGAGUUCAACUGGGGCUACGGCCUGGCCUGGGGAUCCACCAUCUUCUCCUUCGGAGGAGCCAUCCUGUACUGCCUCAACCCCAAGAACUACGAAGACUACUACUAAAGUGUGGGAGACAGGAGGGGAACCCUGGACUCAACUCUCUCUCCCCAGUGUACUCUCCAUGAUAGCAGCUCAUAGUCUGUUAUUGCAGAAGCGAAAGCCUCAGCGGUCAAACACAAUGCACAACCACAGACUGGAACCAGAACGAAAACAAACCCUUAUUGUUAGUUUCAGGACACCACAAUACUGCACCAUCCGCACGACGGCAGUCCUACUUAAACUGGAAAAGAGCUCUCUCAUUUGAUACUGUGAGCUUAUGUUCUCAAAGACCAUCCUCACUCAUUGGACUGAAGCCCCGUACGCUCUUAGCGGCAGAGGAGACUUGGCAGCAAAUCAGGCUGUGUAAUGGAAUUCCACAACCAAUGAGUUUAAUUUGCGAGGGAAUGUCACCAAUCAGAAAAUCCUGCUUCCCCUUUAACUGGAACUCCAGUAGGUCUUACAUGUUGGCACAAAAUCUGGAGAGAACAGAUGGAUUUACCAACCCCAUGCUGGGACGAAUUGGUGGACUAAUUAGCCAAUCAUAGCAGAGAAAGUGAAGAAUGAUGUACGCUGAGACCAACCAGGGAGUGAGCAGACCCAUGGAGCAAGAGAACCGAUUGAAACAAUAUACUGAGGAUGACAAAGUGACUCACCCUAAGGAAGACAGGGCACACCUAAGGAAAUGCGAUAUGUUGCAUCUCCCCAGAGACACACAGCAUCUGGAAGUCAGCUUUUCCUUCCUCCUCCAGUAGUCUAUUGUGUAUAUAACAUUGGUGAAAGCAUGUGUUAUAAUGAAGCUUCAGUGGACUGGCUUCAUUUUAUCAUAUACUACUUAUUUAAAUCCACAAAAAAAGAUUGGGGGAAACCAGUACUAAAAAUAAGCCACUGAAGACAAUAAGAAUAUUCCCAAAGCGUCUGCCAAAAGAGCACAGCCAAGAGGAAUGUUUAACUGGUUAAUGAAUAGCAUAGAGUAUGCCACUCGUAUGAAUAGUGGUGAAACCAUCAUUAAAGACCUUGGGCCACUAACUUGAACCUGCAACGUCUCCCAAGUUACACCUGAUUUUUGAUAUAACUUGUUAUCUGAUUUGUAAGUACAUGCAGUAAGCAAGACACUUAUUCGCAGUAUUCAUUCCAAGUAGACAAGCGGGAAGGAAGAGGGCAAAUGACCUUGUCUGCCGAGUGUGUGCGUGCACGUCUACAUGAUCAUACCACCCAGCAUGUGCUCACACACCUCCCCUUGUGAUGCCUCUUAUCUUUCCAUUCCAUGGGAAAUGGGAAUGCUCUGUACAGGCCUCUCAGUACCAUCGGUACCAUUCAGAAUACGAAGCUUGUCAGAUAGGAAGAGGCUAUAAAGUGAAAUGUUAUUGUAGUUUCCACAAAAGUCAAAGUAGACUUAGUCUUUACAUCAGACGACCUUAAUAGGCUAGGAAAUGCCUGAGUGCUAUGUGUAUGCAUCGUGUGUGAGUAGCAUGGUGUAGGGUGUGUGAAUGAGGGUGUGUUCAUGGCAAGUGGUGGCUGGAAAGGGAGGACGGUGGUGUCAUUAGAGGCUGGACUCAGGGGCAGAUCACACUGGGUUUCAAAGCCCUAUUGGUGCCUGUGGCAAUGACACCCUCCUCUCCUGAUUGCUCAUUCUAGCUGAGAGGUCAGAAACUUGCCCAGCUCCCACAUGCAACAGAAAUGAGAGAGUGAGUGUGUGUGUGUGUGUGUAUUGUGUGUCUGAUUCCCAUUGGUUUGAUUACUAACAUAAUAAACAUUUAAUGGAGAAAAA